GUUUUCAUUGGCGUGUACAUGUGAGAUAUGAAGAUACCGUCACCAACCCAGAUCAUCCGUUUGCUUGUGGUAUCAUGUUGAAACAUAUCUCUGCCUACACAACAGAUGCUAAAUGGCAACCUGCACAGAUGGAUAAUGCAGCCCACAGUUAUACAUAUGUUAUCUUUUCAGACUGGCUUUCAAAAUUGACACCAGAAGAGAAAGAGAAAUUGUAUCAGGGUAUUGGAUAUGAUGAGAAUGCAAAUAUUGCCAUGCUUCCAAGGGAGUAUGUGGAGUAUAAGGUACAGGUUAACUUGAAGAGUUGUUGUUUAUCUCUGGUAAACUACAGUAAGAAGAUAUUACAGAUCUCUGUCUCACAGAUGCUUGGAUCGUGGGAAACUCGUCCUGCUGGAGACGCUUACAGGAUAUCUUGUCAUACAGAAAGUUUUACUGUAGAAGGUGCUUCUAUAGAACAUGAGCUGGUUCCCAUAGUUACAUCAGAUGUCAAUGUAUAUGCUCCCUCAGUUAACCAAGUGUUCACUCUAGAUUUUGAAUCCAAUCCCCUGUAUGUUGAUGCUGACUUCUCCUUGAAGACAAAUAUACAACCUGUAGAGGUAGUUUAUGAUGAGCAUUCAAUAUGUGAAGUGAGGGCAUUUUUCCAGUUACCUACAGGUACUAUAGAUGUUAGAACAGCUGCCAUGGAAACCAUGCAAGAAGUUGUUAGAAUUAGUCAGGCUGGACUGAUAUAUGCUAUAGAUAAACACAAGACAGUACAUCUGGCUGUAAAUAUGAAGUCACCGUAUGUUGUCAUACCAGAGUUUGGUACUCUACAUAGGGGAGGUAAUGUAUUGAUAGCAGAUCUUGGAAUGUUACAGAUCAAAAGUGAACUUCAGCCAAAAGAUUCAUCUCUUGAGCAUGGUAACCUGUCCGACUCGGAGAUAGCUGCCAGAAUCUAUGAUCAGUUCAACAUUACCAUUACAGAUGUCAAGGUGCUACUAGCAGAUUCAGGUGAUGACUGGCAUACGGCCCAGAUACAGCCUACAUCUGAAUACCACAUUCUUCCUAGUAUGAAAUUGAUGUUUGACUUCUAUAACACAGUAAAACCAGAUUAUAAACAGUUACCACAACAAAAAAUCAUAACUGGCCUUACCCAUCAUUUGAGAUCAAAUAUUUCCGACAAAAAAGUUCUGUUGCUAUGGAAAUUUUUGAAGAAUUUUCCGUUACCAACGAGUACAAGUAUUAGUAUGCAAGGAGAAGACAUGAUUGAUGCUGGAAUGAGUGCUUCAUAUACAAUUGAAGAGAGAUUGAAGCACCAUAUUGCACUAGAUCCAAAUGAGAUACAGUUAGAACCUGAUAUUAAAGCACUUAGAGUGAUGAAGCAGAGGGUGUUAGGUCGUAGGGUCUUCAUUAAAGCCAAGAAACACCCUAAAUCACCUCCUCCAUUCUUAUCUGAUGAAGCGGAUAAUCCCUAUGUUGAUGAUGGUGAUACAGAAGAUUGGCAGAAAUAUGAAGACCUCAAAGCAGUAGAUGACAUAUCAUCUAGUAACAACACAACAAAUAUUGUAUUGCGUGUUGUUAUACGUGAAGUUGUUAUACAACUCUCUAAAUCAAUGGACCGUGUAGAGAACCCGUACUUGAUGUUCCGUGCUGAGAGACUACGUUUAGAUGCUGCGAUCACAGAGUAUGGUGUGGCGGCUCAUGCCAGUCUCGGUGCAUUACAGCUCGUUGACAAGAUACAUAUUGGUACCUCUGGAGAAUACCUAGAAUUGCUCAGUACAAAACCGGGAACCGAUCUUGUUUCUGUACUGUAUCGCAAGGUGGAGAAAGACUGUGAAGAUUUUGAGAAGAUAUAUCACAGUGUAGAACAAGGUUUGAGGUGUCAGUUUGAAACCCUGAACAUCCUCGCAGAUCAAGGUGCUAUCAUGUAUUUAAAGGCCUACCUAGAAGGAAUACAAACAAGUAUUCACAGUACAGAGAUGGUGACCAGUGCUAGUACAGUGUUGUCGUCAUUGGUUACCGACCCAUCUAAAACUGUUGCUAGGCAAAAAAGUCAACCAGAGGAUGACACAGGGUCACAGCCAGACAUAAACAGUUCUAUAAUACAGUGGAAUAUAAUGUUUGAUCUUCAUGACUUGUCACUAGUUAUGGCAGAUAACAACAGUAAAAUUGCUGAAAUACAUAUCAGAGAUUUAAAAGGUCAUAUGUUACAGAAACAUAACAAGUUGACCUUGAUAGGUAGUUUGAAGGACAUUGAUGUCAAAGAUUGUUCACAUGGAGCAUUGUAUCCAAAUAUUUUGAUGCUUGAAGACAAAGAAGACAGUUUGUUUAGAUUUUCUUUUACCAAGUACAGUCGUAGAAAAGGUGCUGUCCCAGAUAACAGACAAGUGGAUCAACUGUUUGAUUAUAUGGUGAAUGUUAGGGUCGGACAUCUACAGGUUGUAGCGCUAGGAAAAUUCUACUGGGAAAUUAUGAAAUUUGCUGAGCCUUUAAUGAGUCAGGAAGUUUUAGAUACAGCUAGUGUUUCCAUGAAAGCUGUCAGUAAACAGAUGGACGAUUUCAAGCAGGAUAAUAGAAGAUUUGGUAUAACAGUUGACAUGCUGACCCCAACCAUCCUAAUACCUGUUAAGUCUGACUCUAUUGACCUACUUUUGCUCAAGUCAGGUGACCUACAUGUGAACAAUGUAUUUGAUGUGACAGAUAUAGGUCAUGGUGUGAAACAGGAAUGGAAUCAUAUAUAUGUGUCUCUCACAUAUGUACAGCUUAGCAGAGCCAAACUAUCACAGGAAGAUGAUGCUUUCCUGGUGACUAGUUCCCUGCUUGAACCUAUGACCUUCCAGACAGACAUCCGGCUAGCACUGGAACCAGAAAUGUCCGAUGUACAGAUGGAUAUAGCCUGUAAACUAGAGAAGAUAAACAGUUAUAUGUCACAGAAAGAUUGUCAGGUACUGUUCGGGGUGCUACGUGCUAACUGGGCCGAGGGAGCUCCGAUGUCAGAACCAGAACCAGCAAGGAGAACUACAAUAACAACACAAACUAGUGAGGAAUCUGGUACAGUUGUCAUGGAUACAGAUAUGACAUCAUCAACUUCAGUAAGGAAAACAUCAUCCGUGGUACUCUUCACAAUGGAGGGGAUGGAACUGGUUCUAACUCAAGAUACAAAGGGAGAAGGUACUGUAGAUUUUGCUAAAUUGAUGAUGGGAAAGAUUAGUGGGACAGUAAAUUCUAGAAGUGAUGGUGAAACUAAAGUUACUGUUGCCUUGGAAACUCUAUAUGUGCUCAACAUCAAGCCUGAGAGUAGACAUGUCAUUAAAAAGAUACUUUAUUAUGACAAGGAGAGUAUAGAGAAGGAGACUGACUCCCGGCGUCCUCUUGUCUCUGUUAUAUACAAGAUCAGUGGGGAUGGGAACCAGAAAGCUGACAUUAUGAUGGAGAAGGUGACUAUAAAUGUACAGAUACCAUACAUGAUGGAACUGUCUAGUUUCGUCACAGAGGCAUUAACUCCACCUGUUACCAUGGAAACACCUGCCGGUGGAGGGUAUUCUCCUGUCCCUGUACCCACAGAGAAUGACAGUGAGGAAGGACCAGUGAUUACUGUAUAUUUCUCUAUUUCACAACCAGAAAUUGUCCUGUUAGCUGACCCUGAAACUCAAAACAGCAGAAUUAUUGUUGUGAAUGCAGAUAUAGCAUUUGAGUAUGUAGCAAACCAGUCACAACAGAAGAUGUGGUCAAAGGUCACAGGCCUUAAAAUGUUCUCUAGUAUAUAUGGUGCCCCUACAGAUUAUCAUUCCAAGAUGAUAUCACCUUGUGACCUUGAGUUUAACCGUUGCUAUGAUAUAGUGAAGAACGAGUUACAAAUGUCCAUGAAGCUGGCUAAGUUAUUUAUACAUCUUACACCACAUAAUAUGAGGCUACUUCUUGAUGUCACUGAGAUUCUUAAACAAUCACCAGACCAGAGUGCUGAUGUUACAGUAGAAGAAACAGUGGUUACUACACCAGAAGAUAACAUGUGGAAAAUAAAACCUGUCUCAUCUGAAAGAUGGAUUAAAAAAUAUGAAGAAGAGCCUGCCACUGGACCUGUGUUUGGUCAAUUAGAUCCCCCAACAGAGACCUUUACUGUAGAUGUACAGGAAGUUUGUGCUUUCUUUGAGGUGGAAAAUCUCGACCAGACUGUCCCAUUGCUAUGUAUACGUACUUCUGUGGAUGGAAAAGUUUCAAACUGGACCAAACAAAUGAGAUUGACAGCUGACCUGGAGUUAGAUAUAUGUUAUUAUAAUGAGAAAUUAAGUGUAUGGGAGCCACUUGUAGAACCUAACCUUGUCAAAGAGGGAGAGUAUGAAAACUGGGCACUAAAAAUACAGAUAUUUCAAGCUCAGAGUUUCCCGAUUGUGUGUAGCUAUGACGACAAUGGUCUAGAUGUACCGGACGGUCUUCAGACUGAUGUCGAGCAAAUGAUCAACCGGAAUCAUUUCCGGUCCAGCAGUAGCGAGAAUGAGGCGGAUGAAGAAUUAGACUCACCAAGUGAGAUGACGAUUUUACGACCCAAAAAUACGCGUAGAAAAGUUAGAAUAGCCAGCGAUAAAAGUUAUGGUCCUGAGAGGUAUGAUGAGAUAGAUGGACUACCAUCAAUAGAAGCUGGGGAACCAGACUUUAGUGGAGAAGAGGAUGGUCAAUGCAUGUACAUGAUACUUUCCUCCCCGGAUAAAUUACUGGUGAACAUUACCCCACCCGCCAUCAAUAUCAUCAGAGAUGUUCUUCAGUCAUUGGACAAGACGAACCCAGACAGUCUGAUGGAUACAAAGAAACUACCAGCACUAGCUGUAUCUAACAAGCUUGGUGUUGAUACAGAUGUCAUUUUACAUAAAAGUGUUAAGAUACAUGAUGACUAUGUACAUGGAUGUAGGAUCUGUAACCCUGGAGACAUGAGACACGUGACUCCGCCCAGUCAUGAUGAUAUAAAUGUUAUAACAGAGGAAGAAGAGGAGGAAGAUUCUACAUCUUUAAGUAGUCAAAGAAGGCCAUUGACUUUUGUAAACCAGACACUUGCAGAUGUGGGGCAUACGCUUGUCAGUGCAGGGGCAUUUGUCUUUGACGAUGAUGUAAUGUCAGGAGCUCAACUAGAUAGAGAUGGUGUCCAAAUUCAGGUAUCAAGUUUUGAUACAUCGUCAGUACAGAUGAUGAAUAGAGCAUGUAGAAAAUUGAUCCAUCUAACACCCAAACAGUCAGAUGAACUUGAAAAUGAACAUGGUACCAAAUACUAUAUGGUGUAUGAUGUAGACAUGAAUCAUAGCCAUAAAACUGUCACACUCCAGUCACCUCUACAGUUGAAGAACAAUUUAACAAUGUCAGUAGAUGUGUUUGUAUUAAGGGAUGAAUUACAGACGUACAAGCGUAAUACAAAACUGAUACCAGGGAAGGAGGACUUCAUGAAGUUAACCACACUUUCACCACAAGAACUAUUUGCCAUUCCACUGUUUGCAGCAUAUCAUUGUGCCCUGUAUGUCUGUCCGUCUGACCUUCCGUAUGAAAAGACAAAUAGUGCCAUCUGGUGGCCAGAUCUUGUACAGACCAAAGAUAGACAAAAAUAUUUCUCCUGCAAGUCACAGAAUGAUGAUAAACUCUUCAAUAUAAAAGUAAUUUGUCAGGAAGGAGAAGCUCUGAGACCACCUCAGAUGUUAACUCGUACAAUUCCUUACUUUACAAUAACAUUAUAUCCCCCUGUAGUUCUACAUAAUUAUCUACCCUAUGAUCUACAGUUUUCACUUCAGGGUAGUGAGUCAACAAGUAGCCUGACACAUGGUGACAGUACACCUUUAUACACAGUGAAUAUGUCACAAGCAUAUAAACUCAACUUGUUUGUGUCAGAUUAUCUUACUUGUGACUGGAAAGGUACAUUAGAUAUUACACAAGAAAUGGAAGAGUUCAAGGCCAUCUCCAUGGAUACUGACCUUGACCCAGAUAACAACAACAAGCACCUGUCUCUUAGUGUACACUGUAACCAUGACAAAACCUGGAACUUCUAUAUCUACUCUCCAUACUGGAUUGUUAAUAAAACUGACCUGACAUUUCAAAUAAGGGGAUUGAUGUCAGAUGUAGCCUUAGAAUGCCUACCUUCUAGUUACCCUCAGCUCUUCAGAUAUAAGAAAAAUAAACGUAAAAAGGCCAAGUUGAAAAUAUAUGAAUCUCAUUGGUCACAUGCAUUUUCCAUGGAUACAGUAGGGAAUUGUGGGGUUGUAGAAUGUCAUGACAACCAAAGAAGACGGAAAUAUACUUUUAUGGUGCAAUGUCAACUGUCUAAAUUAAAGUUAACAAAGAUCAUUACUGUACUGCCAUUCUUCCUGGUUGUAAACAGCUCAACCAAGCCUCUCAGAUACAUGGAGGAAAACAAGGCAACAGAUCUAUGGUUUGAUCUGGCUGUCGGACAGUGUUCACCAUUUUGGCCAGUGACAGAAAGUUACAGUAUGUUUGUAAAAUAUGAGCGGAGUAACGUGGUAUCACAACAUUUCCCGUUUAAAUCUUUCAAUAAUACAGUACUACGUAUGGAAAAUGGAACAGCAUUAUGUGUGAGUGUAACAGGGGGUACACAGAACCCUAUCACUAUACAGUUUACAGAUUAUGAUGUUGGUGAUGCCCCUGUUAGAGUCGACAAUUUCUGUGAUGAUGUUUUUAUUAAGAUACAUCAAAGAAAUCAGAGUCAGACGACAAUUCUGUCAUCAAACCAGUCUGUGUUAUAUACAUGGGAUGAUCCAACAGCAGACCGUACCCUCAUGUGGAACAUUUAUGGUAGAAAUAAACCAAACUUUCCAGCUUCACUACUAAAGGAUGGUUAUGAUCAAGUGAAUCUCAAGUUAAAAUCUCUGAAAUCUUCGGGAACUGUUGAUUAUGUAGAUGCUCCUGAUCAGACUGACAGCAGUCCUGAGGAUGAUACAGAUGAGGCUGAUGGUCUGAUGGGAAGAAUUGAUGAAUCUCUAAUUGGUAAAACACGUAGUGAUAAACUCGUGAUAUUCUGGGUAUCAUACCUGGACCAUCAACAACGCGUGUUACUCUUCACACAAGAUGAACGCGUUGCUAAAGGGGCUAGGAAGGCACAUGUACAGGGGAUAGAUAUACCACAUGAACGAGGGGUCAUCAAGAUGAAUGAAGCAGAGCAGGCAAGUUCGGUAUUAUUUGUCUCCCUUGAUGGUAUCUGUGUGUCAAUGAUCAACAAACAAUAUGAAGAGGUGGCGCUGCUAUCAUUGUCUAGUAUCCCAGCAACCUGGGAGGUAGAGGUGAACAAUCGUUGGAAAAUGUUGAAUGUAGAACUACAGACCUGGUUAGAGGAUCAGUGGAAGAACAGACAGACUCAUGCCAGCCUACAGGAACAGUUUGAGGCUGAUCUUGGUAAGAUGCAGAUGUUAAAACCUUACAUGGGUGCCCUGAGGAGAAGUUACAGCCCGGGGCUCUGGUUUAAUUACCGGGCUUCACAACAUCAUGUUUCACUGCAUGCUAAGAUACAGAAAGUUCAGUUAGAUAACCAGUUACCAGAUGCAUAUUUCCCUACGGUGUUACAUCCGUGUCCUACACCAGUAUAUAUAGUGAGGAAGAAAGGACAGAAACCAUUUAUAGAGUUUGGUAUGAUGAGGAGAACAGUACCAGAAAAUAAUGUUGACACUUUCAGAUAUAUGAAGUUACUGGUGCAGGAAUUUAACAUCAAGAUAGACAAGGGUUUUAUGAUGUCAUUGUAUGAUGUAUUUGCACAUCUGAUGGCUGAUGAGGAAUCAGAGAGCUCUAAAGUACAAUCAGAUCUGAUAUUAACACAGAAAUCUCUAAUGGAGGUUGCCGCGGUGAUGAUUCAUGAUAGACCAAAUAGAAUCUUCUUUGAAUAUCUUAGACUUUCUCCACUAAAGAUGCAUAUAAGUUUCUCACUGAAUGGAACAGCACACCUGUCCCAGGAGAACAAACCAUCACUAGUGUCAGAUAUUGUAGAUUUCUUCCUCAGUUCUGUUGGUGCUACAUUCACUGAGAUGAAAGAUGUAGAAUUAAAAAUGGCCUACUAUGAAGUAAAGGGUAAAUCAUUGUCAUGGAAACAGUUAAGUGAUCAGAUACAGUCACACUACACUCACCAGGCCGUACAACAAGCGUAUGUCCUCAUUCUAGGACUAGAUUUCUGGGAUUCAGUACAAGGAUCAGAUGAGUUUGCUGAUAGUUUGGUACGAGGUGUACACAGCAUGCUGGGUAAUACAGUAGGAGGAGCUGCAGGAUCUGUUGCUAGGAUAACAGGAUCACUAGGGAGUGCUCUAGCUGCCAUGUCACUAGAUAAAAACUAUAAAAUAAAAAGAAGAGCAACAAUGCAGCAAAGACCUGCUAACCUGCCCCUCAGUCUAGCCCUUGCUGGGAGAGGAUUUGUAAUGGGUGUGUGCCUAGGUCUAUCUGGUGUUGUACUAGAUCCUAUAAGAGGUGCUCAGGAAGAGGGUGUGGAAGGGUUUUUCAAGGGUGUAGGUAAAGGCAUUAUGGGAUUGUUGACAAAACCUACAGGGGGCGUGUUUGACAUGGUCAGCAUGGCAUUUGAUGGUUUACAAAGAGCUUCAGAUCUUGAGAGUGGUGUAGUACAUAGAAUGAGGAAACCUAGAUUUAUUAACCCUUACUUGGGUUUGAGACCAUAUUCUGUGCUACAAGCAGUGGGAGCAAACUUGUUACUGAAUGUGAACAAGGGACAGUAUGCCAAGAGUGACAUGUACUGGGCUCACGCCCCACUCAGCCCGGCUGACAGAGCAGAUGUUUUACUUAUUACUACUAGGAAUAUACUGUUGCUACAGAAACAUCGUUGCUGGGGAGGCUGGGAUAUUGAAUGGGAGGUCAAAGUUGAGAAUAUACUUGGCUUCCCUGCAAUAGUUAACAAUAAACUUGUGUUCAAGGUCAAACAUGAUGAGACAAGUGUGAACAUAUUUACUGGAGAAGAACAAGAGAUAUGUUGUGAGGAUAAAGAAAUGUUGAGAUGGAUACAACAGAGGAUUGAGAAUCUCAUGAAAUAUAAACAGAGAUGAGGCAAUUAAUUUCCAAUUACCUGAUGAUAUGAGGCAAUUAAUUUCCAAUUACUUCAUGAGAUGAGGCAAUUAAUUUCCAAUUAUUUCAUGAGAUGAGGCAAUUAUUUCUAAUUACCUGAUCAGAUUAGGCAAUUAAUUUCCAAUUACCUACAUAUUUUAUAUACAGGGAAUAUAAUUCCCAGGAUGUUAGACUUGUUUUAUGAACAUUCCACUUAUAUUUUAGAGGAGAGGACCAGAUGAUGCUUAAAGCAUUAUUUAUAUUUAAAGAUAUACAUUAUAUACAUGUAGUUAUGUGCUUAGUAUAACAAGAUAUAGUCUUAUGUUUACAAAUUAAAGUUAGUCUGAUAUUUAUGUAAAAAUUGUUAGAAACAAGAUUUUCUUUAUUAAUUUUGUAACAUGUUACCUAAAAUGCUUUUAGGAUUUCAACAAUUUUAAUCACUUGUAUUUUUACGGGGAGUGAGGGGGGAUGCAUUGUUAUUUAUGGUGGUAUGAACUUCUGUUAUAAUUAUUGAUACACGUUUGAAGAUUGAAGGGUUAUAUAAUGUUCUAUUGAAUAUAAUAAAUGUAUAAGAGUAUAAUACUGGAGAUUUUGUAUCAGUAAGUCAUUGUAAGUAACGGGUAAUGUUUUUAUCUGAUUGCCAGUCAUAAUGUUAUAUAUACAUGUAGUCUCAUUAAUAUUGCCAGUCAAAACUGGUUUAUUCCAGAAGUUUAUUGCUAGGCCAUCUUGCACAAAUUGAUUUCCAAAAGUCUUUAAUUAAUUAAUUAUUAAAUUAAUUCUUUUGAUAAUUUAAAACUCUGACCACUGUCAUUCAUUUAUUUCUAUUUGGUCUUCCAUAGAAAUUACUGCUAUCUAUAAGAGCAGAUUUACAGACUGCUAGAAUAAGAAUUUACAAGUAAGGGUAUUUUUGUGUUCAUUUUUUGUUUCAGCUCAAUUAUUUUGGUAUUUAUACAUGUACAUGGGUUUUAACUUUAUAUUUAUUUGAUUAGGAAGUUUUCUUACACUAUCUGCUACUGUAAACUACUGAUAUAUGACUUUAUAUGAAAUUCUUUAGUCAUUUGUACAAUUCCUGUUAUUGUGAAAAGCCAUUUCAGCUUGUCUGGCCGGGCUCAGUAAUGACUUGGGACAUUUCAGCCUGCACAUCUUUACAGUCUGGCCGGGCUCAUUUUAUGACUGGGGUCAUAGUGAAAAGUUAUUUCAGCAUGUCUGUACAGUGUAUGGUUGAUGGUGUUGUCUGUUCUAUUUUAGUAAAUUGAUUAUCCCUUAUAUUGGUACCUGAUAGUUUCUAAUUCAAUGCAGGGUAAAGCAAUUACAAUAAUUAACCAAUGUCAUAGUCCAAUUAAAGAAAAACUUUAACAUUAUGUUCAAUUAAAAAAAACAACAUUAAGAAGUUUUCAGUGUAAUUAAAGUACUUUGAAAGGUUGAAAAAUAUUUUUGGAGUCAGUUGAGUAUGUCUUGAUGACAAUCUUUAGUAGUAAGUUAUGUUUAAUAUCCUUCCAGUGUCACUUUUAUCAGUCAGUGAUGAAGUUAUUUAACUUUCUUGUAGUUAUACAUAAUCAUAGAAAAUGUAAAAUAAUUAAGAGAACAGCAAGGCUGAAAAUAAAGGUGUAUAUACCAUUGUUAAAUGUCUGAAAAAUUACAUAGGUAGACUUUAUAUUUGCUAUAACCAAUGUUGAAUAUUAAUGACAAUUCAGCUAAAAACUUACCUAAGAGAAUAGGACACAGGGAACAAAAAAAUUUACCUAAAGAAAAAAAACACCCAUCAAAAUUUAGCACUUUAGCUAUUAUAAAAAACAUUUUGAAAUUUUGUAGGUCUUUGAUUUAAACUAGGCAUUUUCUUAUAGUCACUGUGAGUUUAAUCGUUCUGGAACAUUUCCAGCUCGCAUUUAAAGUUUUCCAGAGUUUAGGGAACUCAUUUUGUUCAGGGAUUACAUAGACUCACGCAAAGCAGUGGUCCACAGUUUAAUGAUGCGGGUUAAUCUGUAAAUCAAUUAACGUAUUGUGUUUAUUUCAUGUAAAUCAAUUAUUAUAUUGUGUAUUUCAUGUAAAUCAAUUAACAUAUUGUGUAUUUCAUGUAAAUCAAUUAAUGUAUUGGUGUAAUGUAUUGGUAUAUCAUGUAAAUCAAUUAACUGUUGUUUUUAUUUCAUAUAAAUCAAUUAUUAAACUUAUUGUACUUUUUAUGUACGUAGAUCUGUUUAAUUGUUUUGUUUAUUUUAUGCGAAUUCACAUGAAUGUUUAUUGUUGAAAACAAGCAAAUCAAUGUUGUAUAUAUUUGAUGUAUAUAACCUGCAUAAUUUGUUUUCAUCUAAAUCAAUUACCAGUUUUGUGCUUAUGUCAAACAUUUACAUUUAAUUUAGCCUUUAUUUCAUGUAAAUCCGGGCAUUCAUGAUCAAUUUUCAUGUAAAUCUACUACAAAUAAUUUUACUCUUAUUUUAUCAAACAUUUUGUGCAUUUUUCAUUGUGUAUGUAUAUCAUGAAAUAAAAAAUCAAUAUGACAACAUACCUUUAACAUGUAUUUGGACAAAUUAUGUGUUUGGUGUCGUGUUUUUUAGUUUCUGUAUUCAGAGAUAUAAGAAGGCUAAGCUCCUGUUGUGUUGAUUAUAAAAUAAAGUCCUCGUAUUGACAUUUUAAUUUUUAAUUAGUGCCAAUGCAUUGUGCAAUAUGUAUACAGUAUAAGUGUAAUGAUUAUCAAUGUAUACAUUUUAUAUUUACCUCAUGGUUCUCGUGUUUUAUGGUAUUUAUCUUAUACUUUUCAUUCUGUAUUUCAUUUUGCUUUAAACUAGCUUGUAAUGCUUAAGUGAAAUAAAAAUCAAGGUUCUAUUCUGUUCAUUGCUUUAAUACAAGUCACAUGUACAGUAGAAUGUACUUUGUAGUUGUAAUAUUGGGUUCUUACAACAAUCAUCUGUCACACAAAUUUAAAUUAGACUAAAUCUGCAGGAUACAAGUUUCCUCUAAAUUGCACUUCUACCAUGACAAGAUUUAAUCUUAAUGUUGUUUUCUUAGUAUUUCAUUAAGAACCUUUUUCAGACUUGUUUAUAACUGGUAUAUUAUGUCAAUUAAUUUUGAAAGUUGUACUCUGUUAGGAUUAUUUUGUUAUAUACAUGUACCUGUGUUUGAUACAUUCCAAAUGUAUAUCUAUGUAACAGUUGAUGCAAAUAUUUGAUGUAAUUGCUUUAACAAGAAAGUUUAGCUGGAUGUGCUAUCCUGUCAUUCUUUUAACAUGCCAAAAUAUAAUCGAUAUUGUACAUGUUCAUGCUGUAAAUAUUGUAAACUUAUGUUUGUAGUUUUAUAUUGAAAUAAUUUUUUUGACAUUUUCUUUAAUUUUAUAGUAUGAAGAUAAAAGAAAUGUAUGAAUUAUGAAUUUUCUAGAAAUGUUAUUAAAUUUUUGUUAAACAGAAAGAGAAGGCAGUAAUGGUUACAGCUAGUUGUGUAAAAUGUCAGCAGAGUACCGCAUGUUUUAAGUAAAAUAUACAUGGGUAAAAGGUCAGUCUGAAAAACAACUUGCCGUCUACCUGUGCACCUUUGAGAACCUUAUGUAAACGACUGCGAGAAAAUAUAUUAUUGAACUUUGUUAUAAAGUCUUGCUGUGCCAUGAUAUUUGGUCUUGCACGUUUUCACAAAUGUACAAAUUUGUAUGAAAUAUAUUAUGUGUGUAAUUGCUUAGAUUAUAGGCCAGUUUGACGGUUACUAUAUUUAGUCAUGAUGCAACACUGUGUUGGCAUUACUACAUAUAUAUUUAAUGAUGAUGUAACAUUGUGUUAAUGUUUCUAUAUUUAGUGCUUGUGUCACAUGCUUUAUUAUAAUUUAUUCUGUGAUAUUUUCAUUUCUCUAUUUACACAGUUGUUGGUACGUUUGUGUUGAUAUGUUCCAGGUAUGCUGAGGAAAAUGUUUAUCCUAAUCCAGUGUAAUAAAGUUAUAUAAAUAAUAUAUAUAUAUAUAUACAGAGAGAGAAAAGACUAAAUAAUUAGUUUUAUUAAGAGAAAAAAAGAAGCUUUGGUCACAAUACCAAUCAACUUAAAACAUACACAUUUAAUUGUAAAACCUAACUAUUCUUUUUUUAUAUAUAAAAUCUUGAAUCUGGUAAGCAUUCUUUAAUUAAGAAAUAAACAACAUUCUCACGUUUUGGAAUAUUUGUUAACAUAAUUUUAAAAAUAUUGUUCUAUCUCUUUUAAUUAAUAUCUUUUUCAUUUUAAAAAGGUAAACUAAUUUUUUUAGUGGAGGGAAUAAUUAUAUUUUAUCAGCAGUUAUCUUGUGUUAUUUUCACUAUUUUAUUAACUAUUCUAAAUAUUGUUACUCUUAUUUUGUUGAGAUUAUACCAAUAAAUAUAUGGUGAAAUA
Messenger RNA from Ruditapes philippinarum (Manila clam), 13334 nucleotides. Its product is annotated as intermembrane lipid transfer protein VPS13C-like. Gene Ontology annotation, biological process: protein targeting to vacuole; protein retention in Golgi apparatus. Lineage: Eukaryota; Metazoa; Mollusca; Bivalvia; Venerida; Veneridae. The record is from RefSeq and is a predicted model, not a curated record. Gene Ontology annotation, cellular component: extrinsic component of membrane.